ACUUAGACUGUCAUGUUCACACCGCUAGAAAAUACGAGAAAUAAGCGUGUGUGUUACUUCCACGAUACAGAUAUUGGUCAUUAUCAUUAUGGUCCUGGACACCCUAUGAAACCCACAAGGGUUAAAAUGUGUCAUAGUCUAGUUAUGAACUACGGUUUAUAUAAGAAAAUGGAAAUAUUCCGCGCUAAACCAGCUACUCGUAAAGAAAUGACUCAAUUCCAUACCGAUGAGUAUGUAGAUUUCCUUAACAGGAUCAGUCCGGAUAAUAUGGAUUCGUACGCUAAAGAACAAGCUAAAUUUAACGUUGGCGAUGACUGCCCUGUAUUCGACGGUUUAUUCGAGUAUUGUUCCAUUUCAGCAGGUGGUUCGAUGGAAGGUGCAGCCAGACUGAGUAGAAACAAGACAGACAUCGCUAUAAACUGGGCAGGUGGUCUUCACCACGCUAAGAAGGCUGAAGCGUCUGGUUUUUGCUACAUAAACGAUAUAGUUUUGGGUAUACUAGAGCUAUUAAGAUACCACGACAGAGUUCUCUACAUUGAUAUCGACAUUCACCAUGGAGAUGGUGUUGAGGAAGCUUUUUACACAACUGAUAGGGUUAUGACAGUAUCAUUUCAUAAAUUUGGAGAGUAUUUCCCCGGCACUGGUGAUCUUAGGGAUAUUGGUUUCGGCAAAGGAAGAAAAUACUCUCUGAAUGUGCCCCUAAGGGAUGGUAUCACUGACGAUAAUUACAAGAGUAUUUUCGAGCCCGUCAUCGGUAAAGUAGUCGAAUGGUACAAACCCUCAGCUAUAGUUCUACAAUGUGGAUCAGACAGUCUAAGCGGUGACAAACUUGGUUGUUUCAACUUGAGUAUGCGAGGACACGCGAACUGUGUCUCAUUUGUUAAACAAUUUAAUCUCCCGCUUUUGAUGCUCGGUGGUGGUGGAUACACCAUUCGAAAUGUUAGUCGAGCAUGGGCGUACGAAACUGGAUUGGCAGCUGGCCAAGAACUCAGUCCAACACUACCAACAACUGAAUACAUCGACUACUUCGGUCCUUCUUACAAAUUAGACGUCCCUUCAUCUAACAUGGAAGAUCUCAAUACAUCUGCAUACCUAUCUAAUCUCAAGUCGGCCAUAUUUGAAAAUCUUCGCGAUAAAGAUUUCGCACCUAGCGUACAAAUGCAGCCAAUCCCACGAAUGAAUCAUGACGACGACGAUGACAACAAACGGGAAGACCUCGACGACCCAAAUGAAAGGCGUCCGCAGAGACUUUGGGAUAAAACCAUCCAGCGUGAUGAUGAAUUCAGCGAUAGUGAAGAUGAAGGCGAAGGUGGAAGGCGGAAUGAGCAGAGUUACGCGAAAGCACAACCAACUAUUUAGAAACAUAGCCAUCUGGCGAUGUAGUCAAUCUGUUUUGUAAUAUUACAUGUCUUGAAGCAUAUACAUAACUUAAAAUCUCG
Wallemia mellicola CBS 633.66 is the source of this 1439-nucleotide messenger RNA. It is a transcript of the gene Rpd3p, whose product is annotated as histone deacetylase. NCBI's taxonomy places the organism in Eukaryota, Fungi, Basidiomycota, Wallemiomycetes, Wallemiales, Wallemiaceae. The transcript is spliced from 6 exons. Gene Ontology annotation, molecular function: histone deacetylase activity. Bases 13 to 1359 code for a protein of 448 amino acids. The record is from RefSeq and is a predicted model, not a curated record.